This is a messenger RNA of Symbiodinium necroappetens, 708 nucleotides long. Lineage: Eukaryota; Dinophyceae; Suessiales; Symbiodiniaceae. The record is from the annotation of a GenBank genome assembly.
AUGUCCAAGGAUGACGGAACUUUCUCGAGCAGAAUCAACCAGAUCCAGAAAGCGGCCCUGAAAGCUCCUGGUCCUGGCAAGUACAUGGGCCACGAGGACUGGAGGCUGAAUGGUGGCAGCAGGUUUGCCAAGAAGGAGCGUGGGUACAAGCCGAUGCACAAGAAUCCAGAUCCGACAACGUACGAGCGCAAGGACUUCUUUCAGUUCCCGAGCAACCGCAGCAAGGACUGUUUGUCUCAGAACCGCCGCGUAGUCUUUGGCCGAGUUCCUAAAGGGAACCGGCGGUCGUUCUUGGAUGGGGCAAUGCGCCAUGGGAAGGAGGUGCCAGCGCCCGGACACUACACAAACAAGCAAGUGUGUUCCAACCGUCUGAAUACCAAUCCAUGCGGUGUCACUAGCUGGAAAGUGGAAGAAGCCGCCGCUGGCAAAGUAGCACCCGACAAAACACUCGCACCCAACCACUACACCAUCAACUACAACCAGGUGACAGACAAGCAGUCGGUCUAUACCGUCCCUAAGGAAAAGGCCUCCAACUUCCUGGACAAGGUCGUGAAAGAGAAGUGGAUCGACGUAAGGACAAAGAGAGAAAUGCCUGGUCCCGGCACCUACAAAAUCUUUGACAGUGAAGCGAUAGACAAGACGACAAGAGGAACGUAUCAACUUCAACUUCGAACUCUAAGCCGAUCGGCAACAACCGGCUACUUCUGA